GACGAAUUUGAAAUGAUUUCGCCUGCAGUCGCAUGCGAUCUUGUGCGAGAAUGAGUGCGCCAGAGGAAAAUGGUUCGGCAAUCAAAGACUCGGUACUAGAAGUACUUCAAAAACACGGCGUGACAGAUUGCGAGAUAUCUCUAGAAGGAACAACGGAAAAAGGGGAUGGUUAUCUAGGCGAUAUAAUGUUUGUUCAUGUAACCGCUGUAAAGGAAAAUGGGAAGUCGAAAAACUAUGACAUGGUCCUGAAAGCGGGAAAACCAAGCAAAGAGUUGCGCAAGAAAUUUCCCGUACGUCUUGCGUUCGUAAGGGAAGUUCACAUGUACAGCAAAGUGUUCCCCAGUUUCCAGCGGUUCGUCAAAGAAAAGAAAGUCGAACCGUUCCAAUUUGUGGCCGAAUGUUUCGGUACACUGUUAUCCGAAGAUAUGGAAAUAAUAUUUUGCCAGAAUUUGAAAAAAAUCGGUUACGAGCUCCACGAUCGGUUCAUACCCUUUAACAUGAAUCAUCUGGCACUAACCCUAGAAAGUUAUGGAAAAUAUCACGCGCUAUCUUUCGUGAUGCGCGACCAACAACCUGAUAUAUUUCAGAAGUUGUCAGAGAUGGAAUGCGUAUGGUCGGCCUUUGCUGCUUCGGAGACCUUCCCUCCCAUGUUGAAGGAGGUCGAAAAACAUCUUUAUCAAAUCCUGGAAGAUAGUAACGAGAUGGAAAUGCUCAAAAAAUUCAAAGCUCGAUUCACUGGGGACUUCGAGCAAACCUGGAAAAAUUUGACAACCGCAUACGAAGAACAAAGCGUGAUCACUCACGGAGAUUGUUGGAAUAAUAAUUUCAUGUUUAAAUACGACCCAGCAGACGUUACCAAAUUGGCCCCGGAGAAAGUUGUGAUGCUGGAUUUUCAAAUUUCCAAAUUGGCCAGUCCCGUUCUUGACCUUGCGUAUCAUAUUUGUGCCGUAAUCACCCCAAACGAUUCACAUUUAGAAGAACUUUUGGGUAUUUACUACAGAUCCUUCUCGGGAUACUUGCGUCAAUUGGGAAGCAAUCCAGACAUCGUAUUUCCCUACUCAUCUCUGAUAGAACAGUGGCGUAAAUACUCAUUAAUUGGCAUUUUUUUUGCCGGUAUGGUCUUGCCUAUCAAUUUGCUGGACAAAUCCGAUGUGAUGAAUGUGGAAGAUUUUGAUGAGAAUGCAUUCAAGAAUUUAACAAAAAAGGUGCACGGGAAAUAUAAAACCCAGUUAAACGAAAGGAUCAUUGCGGCUUUCAGGUUGGUUCUGGAAGAAAAUAUAUAAGUGGUACUUGCUGAGAAAAAUGAAUAAGUAUCACGGGAAGCCAGUAAAGAGGAAUUCAUUAGCUGCUGAUUUUUAAAGUAAAACUGAAAAUAAAAAGCAGCGAACAACAAGUUAAUUAAGACAGAAGUGAAAAAGCUUAACCAUGAAUAUAACAAAAUUAUUUAUAAUUUAAUUCUCUCUAACCAAGUUGUGUUUCUCUAUAAUUGAAUUACGACUGAGAUUAUAUUUUUUUAAGAGGUAAAAGUAUAUUGAUUUUUGAAGAAACAAGUUAAACUAACAAACAAAAACAUCAAACGACUAAUUAAUUAACAGAGCAGGGAAGAAAUGUAACUACGAGCACUUUAGAGUUUCGUUAGUCUUUUGUUCAGUCGUCUAUACAAAAUUAGUGAUAAUGUAAUUCUCUCUCCUCUAAUCAAAUUGCGUUGAGUGUUUGACAGUACGAGUUUUUUUUUAAUUCAACCUAGUUCCAAUAUGUAAUUAUCGAAAAUAUUUUAUAUUUUGUGAUUUUGCAAAACAAUAUAAUAAUUUUUCUACUCUAAGAUUUGUCUUUUCUUUUUUCGUAUAAUAUCUAUGUUUUUAUAACAUUUCAAUUCAAUUCAACACAUAUACCCACAGCUGUUUGCAAAACGAAACCAACCAACCAAUAAAUAUUUACAAAAUAAAUUUUUAAAAAAACAAUAACUUAAAUAUCGACUCUGUCCAAUUUUACAAAUUGAUUGUUUCAAUAUUUUCUAUAAUUAAAUAUGACUUAUAAGUUGUUUUAUACUGCAUACCGUUUUCGCAUAUUAUUAUUAAUGUAUCGGUAUCACUCUUCAACUUAUUCUUCAGUUCUACUUGUCAUUGCGUGCCUUAUUUAAAAAGCUUUUCGAGCAUUUCAAUAAAAAUUGUCUAUGAAGUUAUUUAAUGUUAAAUGUUUAUUCGGAUAUUAACGGAGAUGAACGAAUGCAAAUAAGAUUUGCUAUAUCUAAUCUAGCUUGUUUAAUACCCAACAUACGUCCUUGAUUUGGCAAUUACAUUGCUUCGUCGAAAGUUUUAAAAAUAUUUGUACGGAUCAUUUUUUUUUCGUUCUAACUCAUAAGAUAAGAAAGGACAUAAAUUUACAAGGCAACCGUGGAGUUUAAUAUCAACAAUAUGCUGUUAAGAAACAGAAACGAGUGUUUCUGGAGAUAUCCCAAAUUUUGGAAAGUCCUUUCUGGAGAUUAAAAAAGAAGAGAAACAUGUCAAAUACUUCAUAUGCGGAGAAGGGUUUACUUUUGAGAAAUAAACACCUGUUAUGAUUAUUAACCAACAGUUAUUAUUGUUAGUUUUUCGUGAAAAUAUCUCAAAUUUAUCCAGAUAUUAUUUCAUUUUCUUUAUAGUAUUUCAACUUCUUAGAACCGUCUGAAAAAAGAAGAAAAUUUAUUACUCGGGAAAUCUCAAGCUGCAUUUUGUAUUUUUCCAGUAGUAUUAUUUAAAAAUUUUAAGUAAACAGGUUUUUACAUUAAUAUUUAUAUUUUUAAAAUAUUUUUCGUUUGUUGGUAGAGGUUUUUUUUUCAAUUUUUCCGACGAUUUUUUUUAUAUGCACAAAUAUACAUUUAGCAAUUUUCGUUAUUUCAUGAAAACACUUUAUUUAUGUUAUUCAAAUUUAUAAUAUUUCGAAAUGAUUUAAAAUUUAAAAAUGUCGGAUUAUGUUUCUGAUACCUUUAAGUAGGAAAAUUAGUUUCAAUAUGUUUAGGCACCUCCGUGUAUAUUGUUCAUACUGAACUACAGCUUUAUAAAACACGAAUUAUCAUCAUAACAAAUUACGCAUCUUAAUAUAAGAGAUCUCGUCGACGUGACUGGUUACAGUAUAA
Messenger RNA from Cylas formicarius (sweet potato weevil), 3115 nucleotides. RefSeq lists its product as uncharacterized. The coding region runs from base 33 to 1283 and encodes 416 amino acids. The record is from RefSeq and is a predicted model, not a curated record. The transcript is spliced from 2 exons. NCBI's taxonomy places the organism in Eukaryota, Metazoa, Arthropoda, Insecta, Coleoptera, Brentidae.